GCUGCUGCUUUUCGUGUGGAAGUUUGUGUGUCGUGGCCAAGAGUGACGAACGUUUAUCCUUCUGUUUGUGCACAAUUUUAAGUAUAUUUCAAUUGUGAAUAUUGCUAAAGCAUUCCGUCACCAAUUCAACAUCAACCUUUGAAUUGGUCAUUGCGCUCUAGUGUUGUAAGCUGAUUGAAUCGACAAAUCUAUGACAACUUGUGCUGCAAGGAGAUAUCGCAAACAUCAUAGAAUCAUCGAACUAUGGCAACUCCAGAUUCAUCGCAACGCACUGAUGGUAAAAAGAAUAACGAGGCGAACGAUUCUCAAAAGGUCGAAAGUAAUCUAUCAGGGCUGAAGCAUGCACUCCAUGGAGCAUCCUUUCAAUUGAAGCUUGGAAUAGUUGUUUGCCUGGCGAAUGCCAAAAAGUCUUUGGACCCAGCCAACGACUUCAGUUUCGAGGUCGCGGCAGAGGAUCCUUCAGCCGGAAAAUUCGAUGACAUCGUGUAUACUUUCAAGGAUGGUGGAAAGGCAGGAAUACUAAAGAUACAAGUCAAACACAAGUUGGGAUCGCCUGCUCCCAAAAUUACGGUGAAGGAUUUCACUACCAAUAGCGAUACGAAGAAUCCGUUUGCUAUUCUGAAGUAUUUCACCUCAUUCUGUGAUCAACAACAAUCGACAAAUGAUCUGGAAGGGUUUGUCAUUUGCACCAACGCAGAUAUCAACGACCAGGCAAAGAACAUCUGGAAAAUAGUAGAACCAGCUAUCACGAAGGAUUCGGCGCCAUCUCUCGAUUCCUAUGUCUCAUCAUUAUUCGAUAGUAUUGGAGCUAAAUACUAUCAACUGAAAUACGAUAAACUAUGGGCUGCCGAUGGAACGUAUAGCAAUUUAUAUCAACUAUUGCGAAAAUGUUCUAAGCGAACUAGGCUAGCCAAGCUACUGGUCGAAGCUACCAAAUCCAACAAGAGGAUAACGUCCUACAAUUCCCUCUAUAAAGAGUAUCGUCAAGCCAUUUUGGAUGUAAUAGAUAGGAAGGAAACAUCGGCAAAUGACUCAUACGGGUUUACAAAAGAAUUUUUAGGUUUAUCCUCCUCGAACUCAAAGCCAGGGUAUGAAGCAUUUAGAAAAGAGUUUGAAGUUCAAUACCGACUAGAAUUCAACAUCGAUGGAUGUAACUACCUACAGAACAUUACACUCUCAACUACUCCCUACUCCGGAUCGCACGAACCAUUGCGGCGCACUGAAUGA
Anopheles darlingi is the source of this 1227-nucleotide messenger RNA. RefSeq lists its product as uncharacterized. The record is from RefSeq and is a predicted model, not a curated record. The coding region runs from base 244 to 1227 and encodes 327 amino acids. Lineage: Eukaryota; Metazoa; Arthropoda; Insecta; Diptera; Culicidae. The transcript has 3 exons.